This is a messenger RNA of Eimeria necatrix, 1098 nucleotides long. Its product is annotated as dihydrouridine synthase domain-containing protein, putative. Lineage: Eukaryota; Apicomplexa; Conoidasida; Eucoccidiorida; Eimeriidae. The record is from RefSeq and is a predicted model, not a curated record. Gene Ontology annotation, molecular function: tRNA dihydrouridine synthase activity; flavin adenine dinucleotide binding. Bases 1 to 1098 code for a protein of 365 amino acids. The transcript is spliced from 9 exons. Gene Ontology annotation, biological process: tRNA dihydrouridine synthesis.
AUGCUCAGGAAUUUCAUGCGGUUAAUUACACGGCGCAGCACCCUGUACACGGAGAUGGUGGUCGACUCCACAAUACUGCACAACACGCAUCAACUGGAAAACCACCUUGGCGGCUCAAAUCCCCAGAACGUUGCCGAGGCGGCUACUUGGGCGGAGUUGGCUGGCUACGACGAAGUUAAUCUCAAUGUUGGUUGCCCAAGCUGCCGUGUUGUUGACAAGGGCUCCUUCGGAGCAGCCCUUAUGAGGUCCCCUAAGAAGGUGCGAGACAUCGUGUACGAAAUGAAGAGACGCGUCCAGAUUCCCGUCACUGUGAAGUGUCGAUUGGGAGUUGACAACUUAGACUCCCCCGAGUUCACGAAGCAAUUUGUAGAGACUGUUUCGCAAGGCGGAUGCAAGCAUUUCAUCGUGCAUGCGAGAAAGGCAUGGCUCCAAGGGGUGGACCCGAAGAAGAACCGUUCUGUCCCGCCUCUGCUAUACCACAGGGUGUUCGAGCUGCAAGAAGCCUUCCCUGAACUCCAUUUCUCUCUAAACGGAGGCGUGACAUCGCUGGAGUUGGCUCAGCAGUUGCUGAAGGGAGAAUGGAAAGCCAGCGACACUGCCGAAGCAAAAGACCCGCAAAUUCCCGAUACCGAUGUAACAAAUGGCUCGCAGCACUCCGGCCUUUACGGGGUCAUGAUUGGCAGAGCAGCGAUGAAUGACCCUUGCUGUCUCGCACAAGCUGACAAACUAAUUUAUGGAUCUAGAGAGAACCCAGAAAGCGCACAGUGCAGACGAAGCCUUCUUCUGGCAUAUAUAGAUUACCUAGAGCGAUACGAAGCAAGGCACAGGAAACAGAAAAGUCCUUUCGUCUUGUUGAAGCCAGUUUUAGGCGUUUUGAGCGGUAUGCCAGGCCAAAGGCACUUCAGACAAGCACUUGAUACCAAAAUACGGCGUUCCUGCCCAGACGAGGUGGCCGCCGAAGUACUGCGCCAGUCCAUGGACGUCGUUGAUAGUGAAUUCCCAGGAGUCCUCGACUACCCAUUGAAACUUGGAAAAAACCCGCGAUACGAGGAAAUUAUCUCAGCUGUAAAGUGCGAGCUGUGUUCUUCCGAUACUUAG